Nycticebus coucang (slow loris) is the source of this 5547-nucleotide messenger RNA. It is a transcript of the gene STX2, whose product is annotated as syntaxin 2. The coding region runs from base 247 to 1125 and encodes 292 amino acids. The transcript is spliced from 10 exons. Gene Ontology annotation, cellular component: endomembrane system; presynaptic active zone membrane; plasma membrane. Gene Ontology annotation, molecular function: SNAP receptor activity; SNARE binding. Gene Ontology annotation, biological process: exocytosis; intracellular protein transport; synaptic vesicle fusion to presynaptic active zone membrane. The record is from RefSeq and is a predicted model, not a curated record. NCBI's taxonomy places the organism in Eukaryota, Metazoa, Chordata, Mammalia, Primates, Lorisidae.
GGCUCCUGGAUUCCCCCGGGAGGCUCCUUGCCUUGUGAGUGGGUGCGGGGCGGUGUGGGCCGGGCAUGCGCAGAGCGCGCGGGGCACGGUUGCCGUGGCAGCGCCGGCUGGAGCCGAGGGCAGCGGGUGCGGCGCCGGGACCGCAGCGGUGUGAGGCGGUGACACUGAGACCCGAGAGCUCGUGGUCCGGCCAGAGGCAGCCCAGGGCAGGCCUGAGCGGCAGGGCGCGUCACCCGGCCGGCCGGGAUGCGGGACCGGCUGCCGGACCUGACGGCGUGUAGGAAAAAUGAUGAUGGAGACACAAUCAUUGUGGUUGAAAAGGAUCAUUUUAUGGAUGAUUUCUUCCAUCAGGUUGAGGAGAUUAGAAACAAUAUCAGUAAAAUAGCUCAAUAUGUGGAAGAAGUAAAGAAAAACCACAGCAUCAUUCUUUCUGCACCAAACCCAGAAGGAAAAAUAAAAGAAGAGCUUGAAGAUCUGAACAAAGAAAUCAAGAAAACAGCUAAUAAAAUUCGAUCUAAGUUGAAGUCCAUUGAACAAAGUUUUGAUCAGGAUGAGAGUGGGAACCGAACUUCAGUGGAUCUUCGGAUACGAAGAACCCAGCACUCGGUGCUGUCUCGAAAGUUUGUGGAGGUCAUGACCGAGUACAAUGAAGCCCAGACUCUGUUCCGGGAGCGCAGCAAGGGGCGCAUCCAGCGCCAGCUGGAAAUCACUGGGAGGACCACCACGGAUGAGGAGCUGGAGGAGAUGCUGGAGAGUGGGAAGCCUUCUGUCUUCACUUCUGACAUUAUAUCAGAUUCACAAAUUACUAGACAAGCUCUCAAUGAGAUUGAGUCUCGUCACAAGGACAUCAUGAAGCUGGAGACCAGCAUCCGGGAGUUGCAUGACAUGUUCAUGGAUAUGGCCAUGUUUGUGGAGACCCAGGGUGAAAUGAUCAACAACAUAGAAAGAAACGUUAUGAAUGCCACAGACUAUGUUGAACAUGCUAAAGAAGAAACUAAAAAGGCUGUUAAAUAUCGCAGCAAAGCAAGGAGGUGUGGAGAAGACGGACAUGUGCCACCAAGUAGCUUCUGGAGUGCUUGUCACCCACUCCUUCCUGAAGAGGACUGUGCCUUUCUUAGAGGCUGAUGGCUCAGUGCAGAUCAGGGGAUGUUUCCAAGGUGUUAGGAAAAAUCAGAGUCGGGUUGUAUGUGCGUGUUCACCCGUGAGUAACAAACUGCACGUGAGCAUUCUCAGCUAGGACGCGUGUCUGGGCUGUUACAUUCGCCCAAGAAGCACAUUUCGUGUGGCCUUAGGCAUAUCUAAAUAUCUAAGUAAAGUAUAAGUCAUCGUUUCUCACAUUAUUUUAUGUGAUUGCUUCUUAAAAUAUUGAUUCUUGGUGUAAGUUGAGGGGAUAGUGAUAAGAUAACCUGUAUCUGAUGCUAAGCUUAGUUCUGGGCACAAAGUUGACUUUCAUUAAAAAGGGCAGCUCCCUUUCCUUUUUCCAUGACCUAAGCAUGUCAAUCCAAUGAAAAUUUUAGUAAAAAUUCUUUGGUUUUACUAAGAAGAAAGAUGGUGGAUAUGAUACAUUUUCACUCUCACCCCACUGGCUUUUUGGAGGGCGCUUGGAGUCUGCACAUCCCCAGCGUAUAACCUGGUCCGAGACAUGAUGCCUGCCUCAGAGGGUAUCACCGUCUGUUUGAUGAAAUGCCUGGUAACCGAAGCCACCAGCUGGUUCCUGUGCCGCCACUGCCGCACGCGUGCCUACUGCAUCUGCCCCACACACUGGUCCUCCAGCAUGUCCUGUGCUCGGGCCCAGUGGAGCUGCUUGUGGCCUCAGGGACCAGGCGGCGCCAGUCGGAAGGUUGCCUCCUAUAUGGUGUUAGGAGCACCAGCAGCACACAAAUCAGAGGCACAGGCCGCCUCGAGGGCGUAGCAGAUGGGGAGCCGUGUGUCUCAGUCCAUCAGAAGGUGUCAAGAUAAAUGAUCGUGCUUCUCCCCGUGGAUGAAACCUACUGCUCUAAGGGUUAGAUAGCAAUUUAUCUCCAACUAGUCUGACUUUAUUAAAAGUCGCUCUUUUUGAGAACUAAAAAUUGCCAAACAGGAUUAAGCAUAUGUCCUAUAACUUAGACUUUACAAUGAGUUAUGGAUCGUUUUAUUUUAAGUGAAGGAUGUCUUUUAAUGUGGCCAGGUGAAAUUAACCAAUUAACCAUGAUACAAUCAGCUUGCUUUUCUUUGACAGAAAAAAGUGGAUAAUUGUUGCGGUGUCAGUGGUUCUGGUUGGCGUAAUUGCUCUGAUUACUGGGUGGUCGGUUGGUGUCAGUGGUUCUGGUUGGCAUAAUCGCUCUGAUUACUGGGUGGUCGGUUGGCAGAUGAUGGUGUAGAGAGCGUCACUGUGCAUGCCUGUCUGCCGGCCUGGCAGGAAGUAACUAAUUAAUUCAUUUACUUACUAACUCUCACAAUUAACCAAUAAUAGUGCUUGCCCAAUUUAAAUAGACUUAAAAAUAAUAAAAUUUUACUCCUAUCACUUCAGGGUAACAGUGUGGCCAGCAACAGUGCUCUGGUCUCUUCGACCUUUUGUUUUCAGUGUGGGGAGACCAUUUCACUCCUUCCCUUUGUUAAAUGCCGCAGCCGUAGCAGCAAAGAUUAAUUCUCAAUUGAAAAACUAACAUAUGAUAAUUUCUCUCUCAGAUUUUAACUUUUAGAAUAAUUGCAACAACUGAAACAAAAACUAUGUAUUUUUUUGGUUAGUAUAGUUAUCAAUUCUUAAUUAAAAGAUUCUGAAUAUAAAAGAUCUUCAGUUUGUUUCAAGGAUCAUUUUUUGUCUGCUAUGUGAGUAUCACCUUGCCUCAAACUUCAAUUGAUGUUGAGUUUUCCUUCUGAUUUUCUUUCUUUUUUUUUUUUUUUUCCUUCUGAUUUUCUUAUGCGUGGGGCUUAGCACUUAAAUUGGAAUGCUGUCAGGUAUAUUAAAUGUGGAAGUACCAGUUAUGUCUUUGUAAGUGUCUGUCAGAGUAAUCAUUAUGACAAGAAUACUGCCCUGUGUCCCAGGGUGUCUGGAUUGGGACAGGCUGUCCCUGAUUUCGUUCUUGUGUGUGGAUGCGACUACAGACUGCAUAUGGCAAGUGCAAGUUUCAAGACUGCUUUUCAGUCUCUAAGAUGUAUUUCUGUUACACUUACCAGUUCACGUGAGAAGCUUUUGAGUCAGUGUCCUGAUGUUUAUGUGAGCCAGAUGGCACUUGAAAUUAUUUCAGUGGCAAGCUCUGGGGCAUUCUUUUUGUAAGCUUCCAGUCUUUGGAAGGCAGAGAGCACUCUGAGCACUGGUUUUAUUUAUUUAUUUAUUUUUAUUAAAUCAUAGCUGUGUACAUUGAUAUGAUUGAGCACUGGUUUUAUUAGGCAGAAUGUUUAUAUGUCUUUCCUAAAUCUAUCUUCUUUCCUCUGCUGACAAAAUGGACUAUGUGAUUUUUUUCAUUGGUAUAAUGGAAUUUUUGAAUAUUUUUGUAAUUCUUUCUAAAAUAUGCAGUUUCUUUUACCUAGUGGUCAUAAUAUGGUUAGUUUAAUGUGGUUUCACUGAAGAUAAAAUUACAGUUUUUAGCAUGGAUGCAGUGAAGGGCACUGCUUUUCUCGGGUGCAGCUGAGUAUUGAUGUUGACUAAAGAAGCCUCCUCUCCGUGGUCUCUGGAGAGUGGGGCUUGCGCCUGUGUGCCGGCCUGGCUGGCCAUUUCAACCUACUUCGAAAGAAUGGACAUGAAAUGAUCUUCAUUCAUAAGAAACAGAUCAGUACCGUAUACAAAGGUAUUUGGUGGUACCUCAUCUAUUGUGCAUAAUACAGUGGUACACUUUAAAACUAUUAAGAGUAGAGUAUAAAUGUCUUACCACAACAAAUAGUGAGGUGAUGGUUAUGUUAACAAGUGUGAUGUAAGCUUUCCACAUUGUGUAUCAAAUUAGCACCUUGUGCCCCAUAAAUGCCUUAUGAUUUAAUAAUAAAAAAGCUUAAAUUUGUUUUUCUACCCUUUAGCAAAUUGCCUUCCUAUAGGUUGGGCACUGUACCCCCCUCGUCUGCCCUGCAGGAUGGGCAGGGUGCAUGGCUAUUUUACAGAGGUGACCCUGAUCCCUAUCACAUGGGGGGAUGCUCUGUUUCAUAUGUGAGGAGACAGGUGGAGAUUUAUAGACAUUGGUGAUAGAACCAUGACUUCAGCUCCAAACUGGCUUGACUUCCAGCCUAUACUCUCUCCAUCACUAAGGAGAAGACCAAGCUUUGGUUAGAACUGUCACCCGAAGAUUAGACGCCACCUGAUUCCUGUACUCCAAAUGCCUUACAGUCAGUCAGUGAUCAUCUGAAAGCCGGAGGUGGCAGGAGAGCACACAUAUGAAGCAGCCAGGUGCUUGGCAGACACCAGAGCACACAUCUAGGGCAGGCAGUUUUCUAAGGGGACUCCAAGAAGAGUGAGGGCACCUGUUGCCAUCCUGGGAGGUAUUACCAGCCAAAGGAAAAGACAUUCCCCUAGAAAGGUGCUAAGAAAGGUUUAUAGUAAACAUUGAAGGAGGACAGUAGAAGGUUGAGGCUUUCCAGGGAGUGUUUGGGAGUACAGGAUUCAAAGGAGCAGGGGGUCCCAAAGGCAGCUGCCAGGCUCCCUGAGUUCACUGUGGGGCCUGGCCUUGCUCCUCUCAGUUUGCUGAUUCUGGCUCAGCAUGUAGGAUUUCUUAGAUUAAAAUGUGGCAUGUUUUGUAACUGUAAUGUAAAAUGAUGCUGGGCCUACAUGUGCCCACCACAAUGCCCAGCUAGUUUUUUUAGAGAUGAGAUCUCACUCUGGCUCAGGCUGAUCUCAACUCCUGAGCAACCCACCUGCCUCAGCCUCCCACAGUGCUAAGAUUACAGGAAUGAGUCGCGGUGCUUGGCCUAUUUUUGUAUCUUUCUUCCCUUUUGUUUCAGACAACUGACCUGGAGUUGUGAACUUAAAUGGAGCCUAGAUUUCUUAAACCAAAGAUCUAACUUUCAAUUGUGUGACGAUGCUUGUUAGUUGAAAAAAAAUUUUAAUGCUAUAUUGUGAACACAGUGAAAGACUGAGCUAAUGUCUUGUUGGUUUCUUACAUAUAUAGCUUCAUCAUGCUUAAAUGUAAGAAAAGGGAUAGAUAGGGUUUUUUCAGCCAAUGAGAAAUAGUUUCAUUUAAAGGUUUUGUUUUUUUUUAAUUUAUUUAUUUUUAUUGUUAAAUCAUAGCUGUGUACAUACAUUAGUGCAAUCAAGGGGUACAAUGUGAGGGUUGGGGCAGUUCUGGAAUUUUAUUAUGAUCAAGGAAAGUGCUUAUUAUGAGCUCACAUGGUGCCUUUUCCUUCCAGGAGCAAAUAGUUGUUUUAAUGACACAUAAUUUGUUAAAGUAAUUUAAUUUAAUAUACAUGUAUCUAGAACUUAACUUUUGCCUUUGGAGUUUUCUGUUCCCUUUCCUUUUCUGUGAUCUUAAGAGGUUCUUUCUUGAUAAUGGGCUUUUAUUUUAAACUGUCUUAAAUUCCAGAGGGAUUUUGUUAGCAGAUGAUAUAGUUGAUUUCGAUACAUUGCAAAUUAAUAUAUUUUUAAUC